This is a messenger RNA of Abrus precatorius (Indian licorice), 639 nucleotides long. Its product is annotated as exonuclease mut-7 homolog. Gene Ontology annotation, biological process: nucleobase-containing compound metabolic process. Gene Ontology annotation, cellular component: nucleus; cytoplasm. The transcript has a single exon. Lineage: Eukaryota; Viridiplantae; Streptophyta; Magnoliopsida; Fabales; Fabaceae. Bases 1 to 639 code for a protein of 212 amino acids. Gene Ontology annotation, molecular function: 3'-5' exonuclease activity; nucleic acid binding. The record is from RefSeq and is a predicted model, not a curated record.
AUGGCCACUAUCAUCGAUCGCGACUACCGUUUCAACCACGUCAUCUACACCGUCGACCUUGACGGAACCAACAUCAGCGUCACCGUCACGGCAACCGCCUCUGUCGUCCGACGCUGGCUCUCCUCCACGCUCUACUUUCGCCGCCACUACGUUUACUUCAACCAGCUCGUCGUCGGCCUCGGCGUCCAGUGGACUCCCGGCGGGGCAGAUCCUCCGCCGGACACGUUGCAGCUCUGCAUCGGCCGGCGGUGCCUCAUCUUCCAAAUCGCUCAUGCCGACAGCGUGCCGAAGAUUCUCCGCACGCUUCUCCAGCAUCCUUACCACACCUUUGUUGGAUUCUGGAACCAUUCGGACCGACGGAAACUCGCGAUUUCGAAGCACUGUUUGGAUAUGUUGAAGGAUCCUCUGGAUCUGAGACUGUACGCGGAAACUGAGGAUGAUGAAGACCUAACUCGAGCUUCGGUGGAGGAAAUCGCGGAAAAAUGCCUCGGUUUUGAAGUGGAGCAAAGGAGGGAGAUCAGCACGAGCUAUUGGUAUGAACAAUGCCUUAGCGACGAUCAAGUUGUUUAUGCAGCCGUCGACGCUUACUGUGCAUUCCUACUAGGUAGGAAUAUCAGAGCUUGGGAAGUCAACGGGUAA